AUGGUCCUUGCAAGUACUCCUCCUACCAUCUUCACUGCAACUUCGGCUUACAGCUUACUUGCUGUACUUGCUGUCGGAACGGUCGCCUACAUCAGUGCCAAUGCUCUUCUACCAAAGCACGCGCGAUGGCAAGACCGGUAUAUUUUUAUUUGGCUUGCAUUUGAUGCUAUGAUACAUUUCUCUUUUGAGGGCUCGUUUUUGUGGCUCUCUCUCUUUGGGAGACAAGUCAACACGAGCGUCGGACCAUUUGCAGAGAUGUGGAGGGAAUACGCUAAAGCAGACUUCCGAUGGGGGUUCGCUGACCCAGACGUAGUGUCGCUGGAACUCCUCACGGUUCUCGUCGCUGGUCCCCUUUGCUGCUACAUCUUGAAACAGCUGGCCGCCAAUGAUCCUGCUAGGCACUACUGGAUUGUGGUGCUUUGCACGGCAGAGCUUUACGGCGGAUGGAUGACAUUCUGCCCCGAAUGGCUUAUCGGGAGCCCCAACCUCAAUACGUCGAACCCUCUGUAUCUCUGGGUAUAUCUCGCCUUCAUGAAUCUCUUAUGGGUCUUCAUCCCGUUGUUGCUCAUGGUCGAUUCGUACGGGUUUAUUGCUGGCACGCUCCGGCAGGCCCAGAAGAAUUCAGGCAGAAAGGCCGUGUAA
Messenger RNA from Pleurotus ostreatus (oyster mushroom), 642 nucleotides. RefSeq lists its product as uncharacterized. The coding region runs from base 1 to 642 and encodes 213 amino acids. Gene Ontology annotation, biological process: sterol metabolic process. Lineage: Eukaryota; Fungi; Basidiomycota; Agaricomycetes; Agaricales; Pleurotaceae. The transcript is spliced from 6 exons. Gene Ontology annotation, cellular component: membrane; endoplasmic reticulum. The record is from RefSeq and is a predicted model, not a curated record. Gene Ontology annotation, molecular function: cholestenol delta-isomerase activity.